Messenger RNA from Porites evermanni, 1947 nucleotides. The record is from the annotation of a GenBank genome assembly. NCBI's taxonomy places the organism in Eukaryota, Metazoa, Cnidaria, Anthozoa, Scleractinia, Poritidae.
UUUAAAUCACGCACCCAGUGUCACGAAUCACAGGCUUUGACGUACGUACACCUAUUGACAACUAUUUUUUGUCUCGUACUUAUUUUAAGGAGCCAUUUGAGCCAGCCAGAGAACCAGUCCGAACCCAUCGACCCGGCUGAGGCCGCAAUGCUGCUUGGGAAAACGAAUAGUACCAACAGUCGCCCUGAGAAGGAACAAGCUGAAUACGCUAUGGUGAAGAAAAACGACAUCAAAGAGGUGUGUAUUGAAUAUCUAAUCAAGGUCUUGCUGCAAAUGAUAACGCAAAACUGUUGUAGGUACAGGUAAGCUCUCCAAAAUGUCGUCUAACAACAUUAAAAGUAGCUCCAUGAUUGGUGAGUUUUAGAGAAACACUACAAUUCUCAGUAUUGUGAUGAGUAGGAUGAAAUUGAGGCUGAAUCGAAGCAGUUUCUUCUGGGUUCCUUAGAAAACGAUAUGUACAUGUUUUCGUCUCUCCAAACAUGAUUGACAGAAGAUGUUAAUAAAAAAGUUAAACUGAAUAACAUCAUCAAUUUCAUUGACUGGUUGCAACAGUGCAAAUCGGCUACAUAGCUAGAAAACGCGCUCGCGGCUAUGAUGGGUGCGCGCGGUAGCUAAAUCAACUUGCAACCUCACCUAAUUGUUUGUCACAGAGUAUGAACAUUAUUGUCGUCAUCUUCAACGCUCUUAUAAAUUAUCUUGCCGGUAUUUUUAGCCAACAAAAGAAGAUACGACGCAAGAGUCUCCGUCUCCUGAAAUGGAUCAUGAAUACGCUGUAGUGAACAAAGCCAAGAAAAAGGUACCUUAUUAGUCCGAUGGGAUACUCCCACAUAUGUGCCGCCUGAUAGGGUAUGGCUUUUAAGGGGCUCCAUCCUAAGCAUCAUUUUUGCCCUUGUUGGCGUUGUGUUCCGGUGGAUCGGGUUCCGUUUAUUUUUCCAGCUAUAAAAUUUAACUGGGUAAAUGCCCAGCUACACGAGAAACAACUCAUCUCACCUUAGGAAAGAGUAUUAGGAAAGAGAUCUUAUGAAGAUUUGGGUGUUCCCAUUAAAUUCUUAGUUUUUGUUUUCCCCUUGAAUUGGGUCUCUCUCUCUUUUUUUUUUUUUUUUUUUUUUUUUUUUGGUUUGGGUGUCUUGGCUUUUGUUAUUUGUGGUAGGUGGGUUGUGUGUUUGGUUUGCUGUGCGUUUUUGUUGGCCUCUUAACGAUCAACUUUUUUAUUCCCCGGUAAGAAGGCCUCCAAAGCAUUUUUUUUUUUUUAUUUUUUUUUUUUCUAGGUUUGGGCCUUAAAUGGGGUAUCAGCUUUUGUUCUUAUCCUUAAAAAGGGCCAGGGUUUAAGACCCCUGGGCGGCACUCACCGGGCUUCUUAGUUGUUAUUUUCAAUGUUUUUACCGAAAUUAAGAUUGAAAGGUAUCGUGCAGCAUUCGGCAAGGUUUGAAUAUGUGAGGCACAACUAGUUGACUCAGAUCGCCAUUCAUAUAAAAUUCCUUCGCCAUGAAAUCUCUCAUCGACUACGUGCUUUUAGUAAAUAAACGUACCUUAAAGGGUGUUAUAAACUUCACGGCUUUAAAACCUUUAAAGUUUUCGGUUCCACGUCCCUUUUACGGCUAGAUUUCUGUUGCUUCUCCCGGAAGAAACGUAAGUCUAGCUCAUAGUUAGUUUCCAUCUGCACACAACACAAUUGCACAGCGGUAGCGAGAACGCUCAUAUGAAUACUUGGGCGCCAAUACGCAGGUUUAAAGUUGUUAUUCGUGCUCGUUGCGUUUGCAGAAAAAGGAAGGAGAUCUUCUUUAUGCUGAAAUCGACGUGGCUGAGUUUGGCGAAACCCAGAAUGACACUGAAGCACACAAACCGUCUUCAUAUGAGCCCACGGUAUAUGCUGACGUAAUGGUUGACACGGCGGAUCCGGAUUCCACGCAACCAACUUACACGAAUGUUCAGACUACCGGAGUGUGA